Molecule: messenger RNA, 3727 nt
Organism: Diachasma alloeum
Lineage: Eukaryota; Metazoa; Arthropoda; Insecta; Hymenoptera; Braconidae
Gene: Nup133
Product: nuclear pore complex protein Nup133
Exons: 5
Coding region: 230-3661 (1143 amino acids)
Biological process (GO): protein import into nucleus; transcription-dependent tethering of RNA polymerase II gene DNA at nuclear periphery; poly(A)+ mRNA export from nucleus
Cellular component (GO): nuclear pore outer ring
Molecular function (GO): protein binding; structural constituent of nuclear pore
Source: RefSeq, a predicted model, not a curated record
AGAGUAAGCACUUCUAUAUACACUCGAGAUUGCAGUGAGAAUAAGUAGAAUAGUUGUAAACAAUUGAAAGAUUGAUAAAAGUGGGUUUUUUAGUGGAGGAAGGAGGCGUGGUUGCUUCAAUGAGUAUUGAGAAGUGCAAUUGAGGCAAAUGAUUUGUUGAUAAUCAAGGAGUUUAACUUGUGAAGAUACGAUUUGGAGGAAAGAAGUCGGCAGGGAUAAAGGACUCACAAUGGAUCGACCAAGUAUUGAUAGUUUCUUGAGGCGAGAUAUAACAUCUCCGAGGAAACGAAUGUCAUUGGGACCAUCGUCCAGGCGUCAGAGCAGUGGAGUGAGCCUAUCAGGUCGUUCAACGCAAUCAGUCCAAGUGAUCUGUCGUUCGGCGAGUCACGUAGUCGAGAGCUUUGGUUCCUCCCUCCCAGUCCUGGUGACGGAAGCCCUGACCUUCGUCGACAGGAACACAGCAGUGAGUGUUAGUGUCUCCCAGAACGGUUGGGCCUGGCUGGUCUGUGGGAGACGUCUCCUGGUCUGGCAAUGCAAGACGACCCUGGACCCAAAGCAGCGCCCCACCUUCAAGUCCCAAUGUCGAGAGCUCCAGCUGCCCCAGAGUGACCUCGCCCAUAAAGCGGAAUGCAUAGCAGUCUGGCUUCCUCCAGGUCACCAGGUUCCUAGCUGCAUGGCAGUGUCUCCUGAGGGUAUAGUCCGCUACUGGAGCAGCGUAGCUCAUGAAGAAUCCUCAGUGGAGACCUCAGCCGAGCUAGCAGGUCAAGAAGUCGACUGUCUAACCCACAUCCCCAGUCACGGCUGCAUCCUGGCGACCACGACCUGCACAGUUGCCCUCCUCCAGCCCCAGUUCACAAACGCCCGUAACACGAUCACCUGCAGAGUCCUCAGGACCUCCCAGGGAUGGCUAGGAGGCAUAGGACGCCGAAUGUCUUCCCUGAUCUUUGGUGCCAUGCCACAAUCUCCAGUUAUGGAAACCAAACUGGCUAAAGUCACCUGUACAAGCCUCGGAGAUCGUUCCAGGGUCCUCAUCCUGGCUGGAUCCUCCUUACAAUACUGGUCCUUCCCCUCUGGAGAACAAGAGAAGAUGGAGUUCGAUGAGGACGUUGGACACAUUGUCUCCCAGGAGUUCCAGAAACACAUUUGGAAUUUGAGACACUUGGCCCCUGAGAACAUGGAGACCUGGCUCAUCGACAUGCAGACGUGUGACGAGGGAAUUGUUCUUCUUGUUGCUGCCAAUUCAUCAGACACCUCGCCUUCUAGGAUUCAUUUUGCUCUGGGACUUCUCCCCCUGAAUGGCACCAGUCUCACGAAUUCGUUUAAGUGGUUUCUGCAGCUCAAGAACCUGCUACAAGUGGCACCUCUGAGGCAUCAGGAGGACCCUGAGACUGCCAUAUCUUCCUUUCGAUUUAUUCUGUCAGGCUGGGAGGCUAUUGUUUACAACUCCCACACUGUUCUAGUAGUUAAUACCACUAAUGAGCAUGAACAGGAUAAGAUAGACCUGGUGAGGAGUGCAGAGGAUAAAAUCCUGGGGGGCUCCCUCUGCUCAGGUGCUCCCAUCCUCUUCACCAGAAACUCCGGCCUCGUCACCAUUACUAGACCAGAUUUCGCUGUUCAGGAUUUCAAUUCGAGUUUCGCUGAUGCCAACACCAGUGUUGAUUUCACCUUGAACACGAGUGUAACCGAGAACUUUAACGCAACGAUAGCAAAUGAUAAGCUGAGAGAGAUGUACCUCAGCUCCAAUGGAGUCGACCAGCUCAUCGCAGCUUUCAUGUUUAGUUGUCGACAGAAUAAACAGGAGUGCGAACAGAUUCUCGUGGAGUUGUUUCCUUAUCAGGAGGAACCGGUCAUGGAUAUCGAUGCAAUGCUGGAUACACUGGUUCUAGAAGUUGGGAAGAGACUUAUCGACGACUUUCCUGCUAACGACCCUCGCUGGGCGAAUCACAUGGACACCUCCAUUACCAUGACAACGGUUUCCUCGAUGCAAAUCCCUCAUCAGCUUGAUGGGAAGCACAAGGCUUUGGAUUUGUUCGUUGGAUUUUUGAAGGAGUACAAUCUGUGGAGUAGAUUUUGUGCGGUUACCUACAGGGGGAUCAUCAUGUCAACUUCUCACGUGCUUGGGGAGUAUGCUGAGAAGAUUGUGGCUGCACUGGCGAUCUACAAUCUCCAGAAUCAGUUCCCUGAUAUUUUAGAUUCGAUCAUUGAGGAGACGUUGAAUCCUGAGAGCUUCGUGUCCCCUGAGUUGAGCGCUAAGGAUGUGUUUUAUAGGGAAGUUAGCACGGUUCAUCUGCUGCUUCCAGCCUUGGUGAACUCUGCGAUCGAAGUCACUCAGUCGGAUAAACCGAUUCAACAGGUUUCUCAGUACAUUCUUCGAGUCAAUUCGAUCCUCCUUGGGGUCUUGAGGGAGGUCAUCAAGUAUAGGCAGAACAAUGCUGAUAGGUUCGUGCCUGCGAGGUCCUCCAAUGCUGUUACAGAGUAUCUGCCGUGGACUGCAGCCACUGGGAAAAAUGAGUUGAGGACGUGCCUCUACACCAUGGAGAAUUUGACAUUGAAACAUGGAGUUACUGGGACGAAUGAUUCAGCUGUCAGGAACGAGCUUUAUGAUCAGAUCGUUGGACUGAUUGACCUCAUUCUCGACGGCAGAAAAUGUCACCUGGAGAGCAUCAGAGGGACCGAGAAGUUUGAUAUUCUGUUGAAGCAGUAUGAAACCGAGAGAACUAAUUUAAUUCAGCCAUUGAUUAAGAACGAGCAGUACGAGAAUGCUGCAAUGUUGGCUGAGAAGUACUAUGACUUCGCUUCACUGGUGCAGAUCUGUGAGCUGACUGAUAACAAGAGCAGGCUAGAUAGCUAUUCAGAGAGGUUCACAGAUCAGGAUUUCGUGGGAUUUCUGUUCUCGUGGUACGUUAAGGAUGGGAGACAGGGGCAGCUGGUGGAGAGAUGCAGGCGUGGAGGAGCUGGAGAGCUCACUGAGAAGCUGUCUGAGCAUCCUGAGUUGUCGUGGGUCCAGGAGUCGUUGACUGGAGAGUACAGACAAGCUGCUCACACUUUAAAUGUUCUGGCUAACGAGGAGGUGGAGCUUGUGAAACGAAAGAAGACGAAGCUUUCUUUGAGUAAAUUGGCAUUGCUGUGUUCGGAUGAGCCUGAGGGGGAGAUAAAUGAUGCUAUCGGGAGGAUCAGCAGCGAGUUGGAGCUCAUUUCGUACCAGGAGGAGCUGCCUAAUGAUGUGUUGGAGACUUAUGGGUAUGAUACGGAUAAAUUGAGGGUACUGAAGCCUGUAGAACUUAUCAAUUUUUAUACGUGUGAGGAGAACGCUCUUGCUGGGGAGUUUGACUUCAAGAAGGCGUUGGAUUUGUUGGAUUAUGUUCCUGAUGUUGAUGAUAAAAAGUCGUUGAGACUGAGGAUCUGGGCCAGGGCUGCGAGGAGGGACAAGUGGGAUGCUGUGACGAAGAAUCCAGAGAUGCAGGUUCAGAAGACGCUGUUCUUCAAGCUCAUGGAUCUCAAUCAUACUAUGGGAGAUCCUCUGGAAGAGUGUCUUCCACCAAUCGAUGAUUUACUCUUGGAAUCGGAGUUGGGCCCCCUCGCAGUAUCCAGCAAUUUCCAGUACCUCAUCAAGCUCGUUUAUGAAUACUCGGUACAGCAUUUCAAGAUUCGAACUGGAUGAGCAGUGAUGUAAGAUUUUUUCCACAAUUUCUGAGGUCUUUGAUAACUAAAUAAAUUUUUGAAUUAA